AGAGGUGGGUCUUCAGUCGUCGUUUUAAACCUCGGGGUAAAAGUGGAUGCUGACCUCAAGCUUGACAGCCAAGUCAGGGCGGUUGUUAAAUCAAGUUUUUAUCAUUUGAGGCAGCUGGCCAAAAUAAAGCCAAUUCUUUCAAGGCAACAGUUCGAGAUUGUAAUCCAUGCCUUUAUCACCACUCGGCUGGAUUAUUGCAAUGCCCUCUAUGUGGGGGUUAGUGCUUCCUCCAUCUCCCGUCUCCAGAUGGUUCAGAAUGCUGCGGCACGUCUUUUAACCGGCACACGCAAGCAUGAGCACAUUUCCCCCAUUUUAGCCUCACUCCACUGGCUGCCCAUACACUUCAGGAUUCAUUUUAAAAUUAUUUUAUUUGCUUUUAAAUCCCUGAGUGGUCUUGCCCCGCCGUACCUCUCUGAGCUUCUACACCCCUACACACCUACUCGCUCUCUCCGGUCAGCUGAUCAGCUGCUCCUGAGAGUGCCUAAAACUAAGCUGAAGCUCAGAGGGGACCGCGCCUUCGCUGUUGCAGCUCCAACACUAUGGAACGACCUGCCUCAGCACAUCAGACAGGCCUCCUCUCUGUCUGUUUUUAAAUCCCUCGUAAAAACCCACCUCUUCUCCUUGGCUUUUGACUCUUACACCGAGAAUGUGUCACUUUUCAGGGUUUCCUACGGUUUCCUGCCGGGCGUUCCCUCUCCCUCUCGCUCGCUCGCUCGCUCGGCAUCUUCCUCCCCCUCCCCCUCCCCCUCCGCGACUCCCCGCCCGACCUUCCGGGGACCCGGUUUCACCCAGGCCCCCAUGACUCCCUGCUCAACCUUUGGGGGACCCGGCCACACCCAUGCUCCCGUGACUCCCCACCUGACCUUUGGGGGACCCUGCCACAACCACGCUCCCGUGACUCCCCACAUGACCUUUGGGGGACCCUGCUACACCCAGACUACCUCGUCUCCCCGCCCGACCUUAGGGGGACCCGACUACACACAGGCUCCCGUGACUCCCUGCUUGACCUUUGGGGGACCCGGCUACACCCAGGCUCCUGUGAAGCCCUGCCCAACCCCUGGGAAGACAGGAAUUACUCAGGCUCCCGUGACACCCCACCCGACCACUGGGGGACCCGGCUACACCCAGGCUCCUGUGAAGGCCCGCCCGACCCUUGGGAAGCCAGAAAUCACACAGGCUCCAGUGACUCUAGGCUCCCAGUCUCCAGGGUCCCCCCCAUAG
This is a messenger RNA of Anguilla rostrata (American eel), 1221 nucleotides long. RefSeq lists its product as uncharacterized. Lineage: Eukaryota; Metazoa; Chordata; Actinopteri; Anguilliformes; Anguillidae. The record is from RefSeq and is a predicted model, not a curated record. The annotation marks the transcript as partial. The transcript has 3 exons.